This is a messenger RNA of Paramecium sonneborni, 3206 nucleotides long. Lineage: Eukaryota; Ciliophora; Oligohymenophorea; Peniculida; Parameciidae. The record is from the annotation of a GenBank genome assembly.
AUGCAUCCUGUUGUAUUUUAUUUGCUUUCAGUAGCAGCCUUAUCUAUAACUACUGGAAUUGGGUUAUUUGUUGUUAAUUAACAAUAUAGUAGAUAAAAUAUGUAUCCUUAAGUAAACAAAGCAUAAUGUGAUCAUAGAAAUUAUAAAAUAUUUACUUUACCUAACUAAAUUCAUGUUAUGGUCAUAGCAUCAAAUAGAACUGAACUUAGUGCAGUUGCAUUAAAAGAAGAAACUGGUUAUAUGAAUGAUCCAAAAGAUUUUUAAGGUAUGAGUAAUUAUAUUCAAUAAUUAUUGUAAACUUCAUAAAAAUAUCCAUAAGCUGAUCUAUUGAGAAAGAUUAUUAUGCUAAAUGCAGGAAAACAAAUAAGAAUUAUAAAUGAACAUGAAAGCAUAUAUUAUGCUUAAGUUCAAAAUGAUGCGUUUUUUACACUUUUAGAUGUUAUCUCUAGAUUAUUUAUUGAUCCUUAAUUUACUAAAUAAUCAAUGGAUAGAGUUCUAUAGAAUCUUCAUGCUUAAUGGAAGAGUAUGGAAUAAUAUGAUUAUACAGAAUAAUUGAUUUCUAAAACCAAACAUCCUUACAGUUAAUUUUAAACAGGAAACUUAAAAACUUUAUUUGAAAUACCUGAAGAUGAAGGAAAAAAUCCAUAUAUUGAAGCUAAAAAAUUUUAUCGAUCUAAAUAUUCAGCUAAUAGAUUAUCUGUAGUCAUUUAUACUAAUGAAGAAUUAAAAAAAAGAGUUACAGAAUUAUUAUUUGAGUAUUUCAAUGGAUGUGUUGAUAAAUAAUUGUAAAAAGUUACUUAUAAACAUUAUGGAUUACCUCUAAAGAAUCAAAGAUUUUUUUAUAUUCAAAGUAAAGUUAAAGAAUUGAGAAUUGAAUUUGAUUUUGAUAUAGAAAAUAAUCAUUUAACAAAAUCAUUAGAAUUUGUAAUUCUUAUGAUUAUGAAAUAAUUUGAAACCAAUUUUUGUGAUGAAAUGGUUGAAAAAAGAUUAGCCUUUAAAUGUUAUUAUACAUUUAAGGAAAUACCAAAAGAAUUUGCUAUUUUUAGAAUAUUUCUACAUUUACCUAAUAAAACUAAAAUUGAUGAGAUUCUUAAUUCAUUAUACAAAAGAAUUAAUUACAUUAAGUAAUAAAAUAAUUUAGAAUAAUUUUGGGAUCAACUUUUAUAAACACAAGAAAUCAAUUUUUAGUAUUCUAACUAUGAUAUAGAGAAUAUAAUUUAAUUAUCAUCUAAUUUGAAGCAAUAUUUUUCAAAAGAUAUUUUAUAAAAUAAAUUACUUAAGAAAUAUGAUAAAGCUGCCAUUUCCCAAGUUCUUUCAUAAAUGGAACCAUAAAAUAUGACCAUAAUAUUAUUAGACAAUUUUUAUGAUUCUUAUUAAACUGAUAUUGGAUUUAUGAAAUUUGGAGAUUCUUUUAUAUAAUAAGCUUAAUGUAAAGAAGAAAAGAAAAAAAUAUUCAAAGGAAAUGUUAAAAAAAGAUAUAGAGUUUAUGAGGAUGAAUUGAGUGAACCAAUUAUAGAUAAAAAAGAAUAUCCUGAUGAAUUAUCAGAAGAAGAAGAAUUUAUUAUUGAGCCAGAUGAUGUAAUUUAAACUGAAUAAGAUUAUGAUAUUGAUAAAGGAUAUUCUAUACCUGAAAUUGAUAAUUUUUCAUAUCAUUAACUUUUUGGAUUAAGAAGUUUUGAAGCUGGAAUUACUAUAAACACAGUUCAAAAGCUUCUUAAUAUUAAAGAUACAACACUAAAAAUAAUUGACAAUUCUUAAAUUCCAACAAUAUUUGGAUUAAUACCUCAAUCAGUAGAUAGUUAAAAUACAAAAAAAAAAAAGAAAAAUUUUAAAUAUCCUGAAUUAUUGAUAACUAAUGUGGCAGGAAAUUUAUGGCAUAUUUAAGACACAAUUAAUGGUGUUCCUAAAGUAUAAUUUAGAGUAUUGGCUAGAUUCUUAGAUUUUGAAAGUUUAGGUGAAAAUUUUAUAGCUAAAGAAAUAAUCAAAUUGAAUUUUAAAAUACCUACUAAAUUUAAUAUUGCUUCUUUUUAAAUUGAUAUUGGAAUUGGAUAAAUUGAAAUCAUUGUCUAAUGUUUUACAUAAUAAUUAGAAGAAAUUGCUAAAAUAGUAAUGAAAAACUAUUAAGAUGCUUAUACUAUUAAUAAAGCUGAUUUUGAAUGGUAUAUUGAAAAUUUAUAGUAUUAAGAUAAAUAUUGGGAAAAAAAUACUACAACAAUAGAAAAAGCUAUGUUUUAUGCAAAAUAAAUCCUAACUAACUCAUAAGAAUUUUAGUAGCAUAAAUUUGAUGUCAAAUUUGAAAAAAUUUAGGAAACAUUAAAGAAACUUUGGGAAAAUCAAAGAUUUGACAUUUUGUUUUAUGGAAAUGUUGAUGCUGAUACUUCUAAAUAAAUAUUUGAAUAAAUUUUACCAAAAGUAUAAAGCAAAAGCAAAUAAUUUUUUACAGAAGAAACUUAUAAAUUGUCAAAAAGAGCUAUAACAUAUAGAUUAGCAAAAUUAAAAUCUGAAAGCAUCGUGACUUUGAAUUUAUAUUAAGGAUCUGACCCAAGUUUAGUUUAAUAUGUUUAUAUGAGACUUUUAUAAAGAUUGAUGAAAUUUCAUAUAGAAGAUUAUUUAUUUAAUUAAUUGUAAUUAGGAUUUGCAGUAGAUGUAUCAUUAAUAUCCGUAAAUCACAUAGAUUCAAUAGUAAUAAUAGUUUAAAGUAAUUCAUAUGAUCCUGAAGAAAUUGAUUUUUAUAUUGAAGAAUCAUUAGGUUAUUUUGAAACAUUUUUAAAUAGAAUGCUUGAUAAAGAUUUUGAUGGGUAUUAAUAAUUUUAUAUAGUAUUAGUAUAAAAUAGGCUAUACAGAAAUAAUUAUAACAAAUUCCAAAUACUUUAGAGUAACAGGCUGAUAUUAUUUGGAAUUCAAUUAGAGAUGGAUCAUAUUAUUUUACUUAAAGAGAAUGUACUAUAUUAGCUUUGGAAAAGAUUUCAAAAUCAGAUCUUAUGAAAUAUUUUUUGAUUUUCUUUAAAGCUAGGAAUUCAAAAUUAUCUUUAUAACUUUUUAAAGAAGGUUCAUAAAUUCCAAUGGAAGUAUUAAGAGAAUAAGAUACAUUUGCUUAGAAAACAUCUGAUUUAAUUUUGAAUUAAGAAUAAUUUUAAUAAGCAAUAAAAGAAACCUAUAAGUUUAGAUCUAAAUAUAUAGAAUAAGCUCCUUAACAUGUAUGUUGA